This is a messenger RNA of Erpetoichthys calabaricus (reedfish), 3874 nucleotides long. RefSeq names its product TPA-induced transmembrane protein. NCBI's taxonomy places the organism in Eukaryota, Metazoa, Chordata, Cladistia, Polypteriformes, Polypteridae. The coding region runs from base 889 to 1632 and encodes 247 amino acids. The record is from RefSeq and is a predicted model, not a curated record. The transcript is spliced from 8 exons.
GCACAGCUACAGUUUUGCUUUGCGACUGUAACUGAACUGGCGGCGGAUACCAGCCUGCAUUUCUCGCUCGGCUUCCAGUUGCUCUGUAAGGAAUGAAGAGACUUGUUGAAAUGGAAAGAUGUACUGAUUUUGUUGAAAGAAAGAAAGAAAGAAAGAAAGAAAGAAAGAAAGAAAGAAAGAGAACGAACGGAUAAGCCAGUGUCACUCUCAAGGGCUGAGUGCUCAUUCCAAUUCUCUUGUACUGCAUAUAUAAACAUUUUUGGACCAGUCACCGGGAGUUACUUUUGAUCCUUAAGCUUUACUGUUGUCUCAUUUAUAUUUUGAAAGAAGGGUUUUACGCAGCACGUUCAUCGAUGACAAUAUUUUUGGAGUUGCUCAUUAACCAGCGCUGUCGGACGCAAUGGAACAUUUCCUGGAACAGAAGCAUUCAGUUAUCUCUCUGUGGGGAGGGUACUCGGCUUCCGGAGCCCACUCGAACUCAUUCAGAACUCGAUUGAAACCGCAGCUCCAUUACUCUGCCUCUCUGCUUGUUCAUCUACUUUCGCUUUGAGAAGCCCUCACCUUCUCCUAAGAUUACAACGCCCACAUUACAGCGGAGGGAUCAGGUUUCUCUAUGAAAGAGCUGCAAAUUUUGCCAUUGUUACUUAUUACCUGAGCCCGAGGAAUGUAUGAGAAAGGGGAGUGGUUGACAUAGUCAGCAAACACCACUUCCCAGCCCUGUCCCGUAACGUCACUGAUACCGGCCUUUGAGGGGACGUCGAUGGCUUUUGUUUUCCUUACGCAUAACUUUAAUUCUGUAGUUUUGAGCCAACUUCCGGACUUCCCGACAUUGACUUAAAAGUGGAUAUACAUCCUUUCAGUACGGUGUCCGAUUAAACGAAAAAUAAAAUGAACGACGGCAAAGAAGUGGAAAUGCAGAUAAUGCCUGGCACCCAAGUGUACAAUGGACAGGAUCAUGGGAGCAACAGUGAUGAAUGCAUUCCAUUGCAAAGUAUGGAUUUAGAUACCAGAACAUUACCUUUGGAAACAACUAAUUCAUUGUCUAUUAACUGUGAAGCUGAAUCUCACCAGCCUAUAUCAAACAGAGGAAAGAAAAGAUGCUAUUCAAAGAGUAAAUUAGUCUGCUGGAAGCUGAAGCUGUGGCAUACUAUUUUAUUGAUCAUUCUACUGUUCCUCCUGGCAAUUGUGAUUAGCCUUGUCCUGUAUUCUGUGGUUUAUGAGGAUGAAGAUGAAAAGUUUGAUAAGCAAUCUUAUAUAACACCUCAUAAUUACAAUGGUACACUUAGAGUAAUUAACUGCCAAGGUUCAACAGAAUCACCUCAGCAUCAGUUUGAGAGCACCUGCAUUUCACAGCAUCUGAGAGAUAUGCUACUGAAGUUGUACAGAUCUUCUCCUCUUUUGGGUCGCUAUUUUGUAGAUGCUUAUUCACUACCAAAUGGAACUAAUGACACCAUUGCAUACUACAGGCUACAGUUUCAAGUACCAGAAGAAAACACACUGCUGCUUAAAUAUACACUAAAUGAAGAAGUUGUGGUUAAUAUUUUUAGACAACAUUUAUAUGAUCAGGAGUUUGAGGAAAACAGGGUCUUAGUUAUAGACCCUGCUUCACUGUCCAUCCAUGUUGCUGAUUGAACCAAGACACAAUGUCUUUUAUUUAGGUACAUUACUAUAGUGUGUGGACCUUGUGGAUUCAAGGCAUUUCAGCUUUUGAGGAAAAUCAACGGCCAGAAAAGACUUAAUUUAUUGGUAAACUGAAAUGAAACAUUAUGUUUCAAGUAUGCACCAAAGAACUGUAACUCCAAAGAAAUGAUCAUCUUCAUCAUCAUUGUCCAAAGACUGAGAAGUUUUUGUUAGUGCCAGUGUAUUUCUUUUUAUUAUAUUUUUAAUACCACUGGAAAAUAAAUUAUUGAAUGAUGUGGACCAAGAUUACUACUGGACAGAUCUAGUAAUAUGUGUCAUUAACUGUGAAAACUGUACAUUUUUAUUGUUUAUUAGUAUUUGUAUAUGUGUCUUUUUAAAAAUCACUUCAUUGUGUAUCUGGCAGCAGAAAUUAUAUAUUAUUGUAGAUCUUACCUUGUUAUUUGUGAUUUUUAAGAAACAGGUCUGACUCUGUGUUAUGUCAUUUAUUUUAAGCUAUUGCUGUAUAUACAUAUCUAUCUAUCUAUCUAUCUAUCUAUCUAUCUAUCUAUCUAUCUAUCUAUCUAUCUAUCUAUCUAUCUAUCUAUCUAUCUAUCUAUCUAUCUAUCUAUCUAUCUAUCUAAUAAUAUAUUAGGCCUUGGAAAGAUAACACAUUUAUUUUGCUGAUUAAUGUGGCCUGUUUAAUGCGUUAAAAAAAUAUACAGUAAUCCCUCCUCCAUCGCGGGGGUUGCGUUCCAGAGCCACCCGCGAAAUAAGAAAAUCCGCGAAGUAGAAACCAUAUGUUUAUAUGGUUAUUUUUAUAUUGUCAUGCUUGGGUCACAGAUUUGCGCAGAAACACAGGAGGUUGUAGAGAGACAGGAACGUUAUUCAAACACUGCAAACAAACAUUUGUCUCUUUUUCAAAAGUUUAAACUGUGCUCCAUGACAAGACAGAGAUGACAGUUCCGUCUCACAAUUAAAAGAAUGCAAACAUAUCUUCCUCUUUAACGGAGUGCGCGUCAGAGAGAGAAAAGCAAACAAAUCAAAUAGGGCUGUUUUAAGUAUGCGAAACACCGCCGGUACAAAGCUGUUGAAGGCGGCAGCUCACACCCCAUCCGUCAGGAGCAGAGAGAGAGAGAGAGAGAGAGGACAGAUAAAAAAAUCAAUACGUGCCCUUUGAGCUUUUAAGUAUGCGAAGCACCGUGGAGCAUGUCCUUCAGGAAGCAGCUGCACACAGAAGGUAGCAACGUCCCUAUCGUCUAUGUGUGCGAACAGCCCCCCUGCUCACACCCCCCUACGUCAGCGCAAGAGAGAGAGAGAGAGAAAGUAAGCUGGGUAGCUUCUCAGCCAUCUGCCAAUAGCGUCCCUUGUAUGAAAUCAACUGGGCAAACCACCUGAGGAAGCAUGUACCAGAAAUGAAAAGACCCAUUGUCCGCAGAAACCCGCGAAGCAGCGAAAAAUCCGCGAUAUAUAUUUAAAUAUGCUUACAUAUAAAAUCCGCAAUGGAGUGAAGCCGCGAAAGGCGAAGCGCGAUAUAGCGAGGGAUCACUGUAGUUGUUAAAAAAUAUUGUCUCAGGCAGUGCUAUGGUCAGGGUGGCAUAUUCAUGGGUUUUGUUUUUUUUUUACAUUACAAAAGAAUAAUACAGAUUAGUUAUGUGUGUGCCUAAAGAAUUACAUGCACAUUCAGUACCAAAUUUAUAUACUAAAUUUAAAUUUUUAAAAAAAUAAAAUUUUCAUUUAAAAGUUUAACUUUUCAUAUUAUGCGGUACACAAUGAUACGCCACAAUUCAGUACUUAGCACUGGUGUUCAUUUUCUUGACUUACACAUACUGACAUAGGCGCAGGGUAAUGGAAGAAAAAGGGGUGGGGAGUGGUUUAAGUUAUUUUUGAGUGCCACUAAAACCAAAAUAAGUCUGUUGUAUCUCUGCAUUUAACUUGCCAGUCUGCCCGCCAGAUUACAGUGCUGACUGCCCUAAUAUAACGACAAAAUUCUACAAAAUGGAAUUGUAAUGAUUAUCCCUACCCUUGAUUUAAGUUUUCAGUAUCUUGCAUUGUGUCAGUCUUUAAGGAGAUAUUUUUUAGCAUGCCAGAAGCAAAGGUGUAGGUAGAGGAGUGUUUUUCAACCAUAUUUCUGUGGUAGCAAUCUUUUUGUAGCCCAAAAAAUCCCAAGGCACACCAUGAUUCUGCCAACCACAAAUGCAUUGAAUCUAUACGUGCUAAACUGUCCAAAGGGGCAGGACAGGGGAUGGCAAGAAAA